AUCAACUUGGCCGUGAUUCCGACUGAUUAUGGCUUGCCGUUCUCGAAUGAUCCCACCAAUAAUGGCCCCUGCCCUUCCAAACCUGGCAAACCUGAUAUUCCUUGCAGGUGCCCGCCUCCGAGAACAGACCCAAAAUUCCUCGGCCUGCUUGCUCUUGCCCUGAAGCAGGGCUUCUUCCCCAGCUGUAGCAUCAAAGUUACCAUGACCCUGGACGAGUUCAACAAUGGCAGCACAGAGCCCGGAUCAGACGCACAGAAGCAACGUGCAACCACCAUGACCCAGGUCUUGCAGAGUCUUAACAAUACCGGUCCUGGCGUACUAGGCUGCCCUGCUGCCUCGUAUCCGUUCAUCGCUGCGCAGCAAACAACCGGCAUUACGGGCCAAGGCUCA
Molecule: messenger RNA, 390 nt
Organism: Lasiosphaeria miniovina
Lineage: Eukaryota; Fungi; Ascomycota; Sordariomycetes; Sordariales; Lasiosphaeriaceae
Exons: 1
Source: RefSeq, a predicted model, not a curated record